GUCUGCGGGCCGGCCGCCUGCCGCGCCGCACCGCUCAGUCGCGCUCUGACAGCGAAGGAGGGAGGAUCGUGCUGCUGCUGCUCCCGCUGACGCCCGCUUCGCGUGGUCCGCGCCACGCUGCGUGCGCUCGUGUUCCACAGUCUUGCGGAUCGAGCUCUCUUUUCAAUUCUUGAGAUAAUUCUUCAUGGACGCGCUGUUGGAUAUCAACAAAUAACAACUACACUGAACUCACAUCCUCGGCAGCGUGGGAAAUGGCACUGGCAAUUUUCGUGGCGGCGAUAUGCCUGGUUUUGUCGACAACAGCAGAGUCCAAAGUCGACUACUGCCGUAUGGACACUUUCAACCGGACUGGACCCUGGAUGCAGUUCACUAAAGAGAUCAGCGAUCGCGAGUAUGCCAUCGAGACUAAGUUCAAGAGUCUUCACUGCUGCGCCAAAGGCUACAACAGUAUAGAAUGGUACAAGGACGGGAAGCCGUACCCGUGGCCGGCGAGCACGUCCAGCUUGAUCCUGUACCCGGAGUCGGGCAACCAGACGAUCUACACGCAGGCGUCGCAGGACACGGACGCCGGCGGCUACUCGUGCCGGGUGCGCAACGAGUCCACCACGCUGGAGCACCACGUGGAGCUCAAGGUGGUCGACAGCUCCGGGUACUCCGGCCGCCCGCUGGCUACCUUCCGGCCGACAGACCAGUACGUGCCGCUGGGGGAUGACGCCAGGCUUUUCUGCGAAGCCUUCGUCGGCCGCAUUGAUCUUCCUGAUGCUCACAAUGAAGUUGUAUGGCUACGCAAUGGUACACCUCUUCCUUCACAGUAUUGGCACACAGUUGCAAGGGAAGAUAGCCUGAUUUUAGGCUCAUAUCUGUUCAUCCACAAUAUUCGUCAUGAUGAUCUUGGGCAAUACGUAUGUCGUAUCUCUAACACAGGCUUCCAGAUAAUAGAAAUGCCUGUCCAGCUACAUGAACUAGGGGAAACACAAACUGCAGACACCCAUCGAAUUCCGUACAGUCAGAUGUUUCUUGUGAUUGGUCUUGUGGUACUCUCAAUAAUCACAGUUGUCACACUGUAUCUGCGGUUUGCAGUGCCAGUUAGACUCUUCUAUAAGGACAAAUUUGGACCUAGAGAGGACAAUGAUGGAAAGGACUUUGACGUUUUAGUUUGUUAUGAUGAGAAAGACACUGAAUUUGCACUGGGAGUACUAAUUCCCAUGCUGGAAAAUAAACUUGGCUAUCGAUGUUGUUCUCAACUGCUCAAGGCAUCAGCAGUGAACAGUAAAUGCUGUGAUGAGAUAUACAAUACUGCAGAACGGAGUCGUCGGCUGAUGGUUGUUUUGUCACCACCUGUUGUCAACAAUAACUGGACAUGUGCAGCCCUCAUGAAAGUGCUGCGCAUCUUUUUACAAAUACAUCCAAAUACCAUCUGUAUAUCCUUGCAGGCACUACCUAAGGAAGGUGCAACAGUGAAAAAUGAGUAUGGCGAGACUCUACAGCAGUUAUGCCGUAAGGCAAAAGUCAUCAUGUGGCAAGGAAUUAGUGAGCGUGCUCGGCGUAAUUUCUGGAAAGCAGUUCGACUUGAGCUCCCUGCACACCAUAAUACACCUGCUACUGGAUCUGUGAUUCUUCCUGCAUCCGCAAAUCGUCAGCAGAGUUCUCACAUAACUGUGAUACCACCUGCAAAGCGAGCGAUUCGAACAAACUCACAUGAGAGCCUUGAAGUUCUAGUCUAGACCUAGAGACACUGGUUCUAAAGCAUUACGUCAAUAAGGUCAGCUAUUGUUACCUUGUUCAUUCAUGCUUAUAAUUGUUAAUACAAUUCAUAUCAACCUAAACUGAUCUCAGCUCUCUUAGCUUGCAUGUUAAACCAGACCAUCUUCUGUACCUUAUAGUUACAAAUAAUAAAUAUUAUUAUGUAAGUUACAGAAUGUUUCAUUGCUUUCAUAUGUGUCAACAUAGAGGACAUAUUCUCUUGUGGAGACAUUUAGCAGUAUGCGAAGAAAAUCUUCAUAGUAAAAACAAAAACAAAGAUCCUUCACAAGUAAAGAAUGUAACAGAUGAUAUAAAAUAUUAGGCAACAAAUAUCUAAGUGCUGAAUAAUACUGUAUCUUUGAAAUGAAGAAUCAUUUACCUGAAAAUGUAUUGCUUUGUUUUUCUGGUCUUCUGUAGGAGAUCUGAUUGGCUUAGAAGUCCAAUAAUCUAAUCUUAUCAUAUGGAAUAAUGCUUUGUUAAUUUUAUCAUUUGUUUUAUGUCAGGAUUCAGUUACCUGCUUUUGCUACUAUUUAAUGUAGUGUGUGCGUCAGGUAUUACUUGUAUGUUUGUUUUUACUACAGUUUUGGACAUAAUCAUUUUGAAUAUAGUGAGACUAUUGUACUAACGUGACUGUGCCAGAUAUAUUUUUGUUACUGUAACCUACAAUCUUCAGAUAUUAUUGAUGAGUCAUUAAUUUAUUAUAACUAAAAUGCUUCCUUUUCUCUUACUGUAAUUAGUUACAAUAAAUUGGAUGAAUCAUUACUAAGAGAAGUACUUGGAAGUGUUCUGAUUACAUUUCACAGCUGCAAGAUGCAGCUGUUUUUGUCUUAAAUUAUCAGAGAGAGCACAAUUUUUACACUGUAACAAAAAUGUAUGGGGAAAUUUUAAAUCCUAUUCAAUGGUUGGCAUAAGAAAAUUGUGUAUUAUUUUCAACAUGAAUGUGCUAGUCUUGCCAAUACAUAACACUUAACAGUUAUUCUCGUUUUGUGAUUAGUGUGUGUCUUCAAUAGUAAAUUGAUAGUUUAAUGUCAGACAGCUAACAAGAGAAAAACCUGAUUGAAUUCACAAAAUAAAAGCAGCUUUCAGUCCUUAGACUAACAAACAAAUAUCAGUAUUGAUGCAUACAAGAUGAAUAAAGAAAUGAGUUCCCAAGAA
Molecule: messenger RNA, 2898 nt
Organism: Schistocerca gregaria
Lineage: Eukaryota; Metazoa; Arthropoda; Insecta; Orthoptera; Acrididae
Product: single Ig IL-1-related receptor-like
Exons: 9
Coding region: 252-1724 (490 amino acids)
Biological process (GO): signal transduction
Source: RefSeq, a predicted model, not a curated record